Messenger RNA from Danaus chrysippus (African queen), 789 nucleotides. The record is from the annotation of a GenBank genome assembly. Lineage: Eukaryota; Metazoa; Arthropoda; Insecta; Lepidoptera; Nymphalidae.
AUGUUAGAUAAUGUUAAGCAAGUGAUAUUAGUUUUAUCUGGGAAAGGUGGUGUUGGUAAAUCGACUGUAAGCACACAAUUAGCGCUAACUCUUAAAGAAAAGGGGUUGAAGGUUGGAUUACUUGACAUCGAUUUAUGCGGACCAAGUGUUCCGUAUCUAUUAAAUUUGGAGGAUCAAAACAUACACCAAGGGCCUGAUGGAUGGGUUCCAGUAUAUUUAGAUAGUGAACAGAGACUCGGCGUCAUGUCCAUAGGCUUCUUACUAAACUCCCGCAAUGACGCCGUUGUAUGGAGAGGUCCAAAGAAAACGUCAAUGAUUAAACAAUUCCUAGAAGAUGUGUCCUGGCAGGAUUUAGAUUUUCUAGUUAUUGAUACUCCUCCAGGCACUUCAGAUGAGCACAUAACAGUCAUGGAAAAUCUUCGACAAGUGCCCCACUGCUCCGCCAUCAUAGUCACAACACCACAAGAAGUGGCUAUAGAGGAUGUUCGCAAGGAAAUAACCUUCUGUAGAAAAACUAAUAUUCCAAUUAUGGGUAUAAUUGAGAACAUGAGUGGGUACGUCUGUCCAACAUGUACCGAAUGCACAAACAUAUUUUCAAGCGGAGGGGGCAAGUCACUUGCCGACUUAACAAAGAUUCAGUUCCUAGGCAGUCUGCCGAUAGACCCCAGGGUCGGUAAAUUGGCCGGCAAAGGAAUCGCUGCUGUUAAAGAGUUACCAGAUUCGGCAACCAGUAUGGUUUUUAACAACUUAGCUAACCAGUUGAGUGAGUUGACAACAAAUGGAUCAUAG